AUGAAAGCUGUAUUAUUAUCUGCUCGUUUUAUAGACUGGUUGAAGCCAUUGCAAUUUAUCACUUCUACAUAUCCUAUCAUUGGUAAGCGUACAUUUACUGUUGUAUGUAACAGUCCACAAUCAACAGUACAUGCUGACUUGCGAAAUGUAUAUGGACGUCUUGAUAAGUCAUCAUGCAGUGAGGGCAGAUCAUUAUAUUCAUCGGAAGCAUCAAAUGAUUCGAAUAAUGUUCCAGUUGUGAAAGCUUUUACACAUAUCCCCGAUAAUUCCAACGAUCCAAUUAUGGCAGUUUAUUGGGAUGAUAGCAGCAAAUGUAAUCGAUUCAGGGAGCAUUCAGGAGGAUCGAUAACGAAGGCUGAAAUUGAAGCCGUGUGCUUAGCAUUGAAACAAGCAAUUUUUCAAAUGAAUUUGCCACGUAUCCGCAUUGUUACGAAUUCGAAAUUUGUUUCGAAGCAUUUUGGUAAAAUGUCAUUAUGGUGGAGUUUGGAUGAAUUUCUACAACAAAAAUCGGUGACAUUUAGUUUCUGCCUCGCUGAAGCCGAAGAUCUAUACCGAUUACUGCACAUGAUCGAUGCGACGAUCGAGUACAGUUCUUCCAUUGAGAUGACAGCUAAAAGGUUUUUCGAAAAUGUAAUGAAUAAAACAGUAAGCAAAGGAGAAUAUGAUAUAAUUCCAGAAAAAAAGCUCACUUCAGAAACUUCAUCUAAAGCAGCUUUAGCGAAAUUGCAGAAGAAACGCAUGGGUGUAUUUGUACCAGGAACAUCGUUUGUAAUGAAUUCAAAAAAUAAUGCGUCCAAAAAUGCGUUGAAUGAUAAUAUUCCCGUUGUGUAUACUUGUGGAGUUAUACAUAUCGAAGGAAAUGAAAAAAAGUACAUCAAAGCAGGUUAUGGUGUUUAUUGGCCGCAUGCAUUGGAGCUGAGUACUGGAAAGCGUUAUAAUUUUUAUCCAGUAACUUUGAUUCGAUGUCAAUUGCAAGCUAUAAUUGAUGCUCUUCAACAGGCUGUGGAUCAAAAUUACCAUAAUAUUAUUCUUCGUACUGACUGUGUCUCUUUUUUGGUUCACCAUUCACGUCAGUGGUUGAAAGCUAAUGGUUCGUAUGUGAAGUAUCAUGAUCAGUACCUAAGAAUCAUGGAUUUAUGUAAAGAUGUUAAAGUAAGAUUUCAACCAGCAAAUGAUCAGGUUGCUUUAAGUCAAGCGGAAGCAUUGGCUGAAAAUGGUAUUUGCUUGCCAAUACCAUCCAGAAGAUCCCAAAGAAAAAUGUACGAUAGCAAAACUUCAUCUACUGCGGAUGUAAAAUGUUCAUUGUAG
Molecule: messenger RNA, 1308 nt
Organism: Acanthocheilonema viteae
Lineage: Eukaryota; Metazoa; Nematoda; Chromadorea; Rhabditida; Onchocercidae
Source: the annotation of a GenBank genome assembly